AUGGAUUCGCCGUCACUCCCAAUGUCGAGUCCCACGAAGGCUCUUUUCCCAGUGUCCCCUGAGCGAAUGAAUCAGCAAUCUAUUCCAAACUCACCGUCCCUGCCGUCUGAUCUCGCGAACUAUAACUGCAAGACUUCGAAAGGCCUGUCAGAUGUUCAAUCCAGAGUCGCUUUUCUCAACAGCUUGUCGCGUGGACAGAGUCCCGUCGCUACGACCCAAACUUCCUCGUCAACCUCGGCAGCGCUUCAACGAGCUAUCCUCGGUCGGGAGGAGGCGGAAUCUGCUCUUAGAAGCGUAUCUAUCGAGCUUUCCGAGGCUCAGACACGUGAACGACGCAUAAGCGAGAGAUUGGAAUCCUUGUUGGAAGAAUUACAGGCUGCCAAGGAGCGCCAGGCUCAUGAAAGAGGAGUCUUUGAGAAAGAGAUAAGGAAAGCCAGAAAGGAAGCAUUUCGCGCAGGAUCGUCUCUAGUCCGGUUGCAGGAAGAACUCAAAAACGCGAGAAACGAAGCGAAGACACUGAAGGAUGAGGUCCGGUUGGAGAAAGAGGGAAGAGAAAAAGCUAAACAGGAAUCGUUUGAGCGUGCCUAUGCUCUUGCUGGUCUGACAGAAGAGCUCGAAAUUUUCAAGGGCAAAGUUCGAUCGCUUGAAGCAAGUAGCCAGUCUAACACCCUCCAAGUACGCGCUCUGGAAGUCAACGAAGAGGAUCCCGGACAAACAUCGACAGCAGAAAGCGAUUCAAAUGUCCUGACACCAAGAGAGCGAAGACCCAAGCGCGCCGCCGAAGACCUCGCUAGAUCUGGCUCUCUCGAAUCGACCGGCUCCCCCGAGAAGACUGACACGCCCCCGAAGCGGCAGAGGCUUUCCGAGCAAAUCAUUGCGCAUGAAGAUCAACCAGAAACGCGCGAGUCUGAGCUAGAGAAUAAUAGCAUCAUUGAUGAAUUACAAAACGAACUGGAAGUGGAAAGGCAGCUCAGGCUGGACGCUGAGGACAUGAUUGAAUUCUUGAAGAUGGAAUGCCACUUCCAGAGAUGCUCUUGUCGAGUCGCAGGACACCAUGAGCAGACAGAUCCUUCGGAUGACGCCUUGAUAGCUAGAGCAGGCACAGUUGAGAAGGAUGUUGUUGCUGAUCCCUUUGAGUCUCAUAUCCAUGAGCAUUCUACGGGAACUCCUGUUCAAGUUCCGAGAGCAGCCGCCGAAGGCUCACCGGCUCCCGAACCCAAAUAUAAGGAAGCAACCCUGGAAGAACCUUUGAUUACGUUCUCGCCAGUCACUGGGACCUUUCGGACGUUCCCAUCGCCUUUGAGGAACUCUCCCCAGAAGAAGCAGGAAGAACCCUUCGAAGAGCUCCGGUCCCCACGGUUACGGAUGCACACGGCCGGCAAUCUAUUCAACAUCUCCUCAGCCGGCUCACCAGUUACUGGAGGCAAUAGGGACUCCGAUAUUUUUGCUCCAUUUUCGGCGAAGCCACGCGCCACUAUGGAACAGACUCCUGAGUGCGAGGAGUGGCCCCGUGAGCAACAGAUCACCACCAUGGUUCCCUUAAGGGGUGACGAAGAAUCUUCUCCAAACUUUUUUGGAACUGUCCCCGGCACCCCUAUCAGUCGAGAAGACGCUUUAGCACAGAUUCGAGCCCGAAGAGAACAAAACACGAAAAGAUCUGCUAGUGCGAACGAAGCCGCGCUGCGCUCUGGCGGAAUGGGCACAACGCCUGCUCGGGGUGGCAGACGAGUUCCCGCCAUACAAGGCAGGGACUCUCACGAUGAUGGCCCACGAAGAGAUUUGAGUGCACCUGUUCGACUUUUCCGAUAA
Messenger RNA from Penicilliopsis zonata CBS 506.65, 1809 nucleotides. RefSeq lists its product as hypothetical. The record is from RefSeq and is a predicted model, not a curated record. The transcript has a single exon. Lineage: Eukaryota; Fungi; Ascomycota; Eurotiomycetes; Eurotiales; Aspergillaceae. The coding region runs from base 1 to 1809 and encodes 602 amino acids.